Botrytis deweyae is the source of this 282-nucleotide messenger RNA. RefSeq lists its product as uncharacterized. The transcript has 2 exons. Bases 1 to 282 code for a protein of 93 amino acids. Lineage: Eukaryota; Fungi; Ascomycota; Leotiomycetes; Helotiales; Sclerotiniaceae. The record is from RefSeq and is a predicted model, not a curated record.
AUGCCCCGCCCAACCAUCACCACCACCACCACCACCCUCUCCCUCCUCACCCGCACAAUCCGACAAUCCUCCACCUCCACCUCCGCCUCGACCAAAUCGCUCACCCCCCGACAACCCAUCUACUUUGGUCCCAACGUCUACUGGGGAAAAGCGUGGAAGAAUGUGUACGGGACUGGGUUGCUUUACGUCCCCGUCGUUGCCGCAGUCAUGUUUUGGCCCGUUCCAAUUGCGCCAAUGAUGAAUUUUUCAAAGGGGGUUAAGAAGGAGGGUGUGGUUGCUUGA